Molecule: messenger RNA, 624 nt
Organism: Apis laboriosa (Himalayan honeybee)
Lineage: Eukaryota; Metazoa; Arthropoda; Insecta; Hymenoptera; Apidae
Gene: RpS11
Product: 40S ribosomal protein S11
Exons: 5
Coding region: 53-520 (155 amino acids)
Biological process (GO): translation
Cellular component (GO): ribosome; cytosolic small ribosomal subunit
Molecular function (GO): structural constituent of ribosome
Source: RefSeq, a predicted model, not a curated record
AUAUAAGAUAGCGUUGGUCACUUUUCCGGUUACGAUCUUUCAAUAUAACAAGAUGGCUGAUCAGAGUGAACGUGCAUUUCAAAAGCAACCUACGAUCUUUCUUAAUCGUAAGAAAGGUCUGGGUCCCAAAAGACGAAAGCCUAUGAGGUAUAGUCGUAAUGUAGGUCUUGGUUUUAAAACACCUCGUGAAGCGCUUGAAGGAACCUACAUUGAUAAAAAAUGUCCAUUUACUGGUAACAUUUCUAUUAGAGGACGCAUUCUUACUGGAGUAGUACAAAAGAUGAAAAUGCAAAGGACCAUUGUUAUACGUAGGGAUUAUCUUCAUUAUAUCAGAAAAUAUAAUCGUUUUGAAAAACGUCAUCGUAAUAUGAGUGUUCAUCUUAGUCCUUGCUUUAGAGAUGUGGAAAUUGGUGAUGUAGUAACAAUUGGUGAAUGCAGACCACUUAGCAAGACAGUUAGAUUUAAUGUUCUGAAGGUUUCAAAAGGAACAGGAUCUAAGAAAAGUUUCAAAAAAUUUUAAGGAAACAUCAACAAUAUUAGAAAGAAAAGAAGGAAGUUAUAUAAAUUAUCAUCUUGACUUGUAUCUUUUCAUGUUACAAAUUAAAUAAACAUUUCUAAAUAAAA